This is a messenger RNA of Ostreococcus lucimarinus CCE9901, 237 nucleotides long. RefSeq lists its product with no specific name. The record is from RefSeq and is a predicted model, not a curated record. The transcript has a single exon. NCBI's taxonomy places the organism in Eukaryota, Viridiplantae, Chlorophyta, Mamiellophyceae, Mamiellales, Bathycoccaceae. Bases 82 to 237 code for a protein of 51 amino acids.
CGUCGACUUACGCGCCCGCUCGAACGUCGCGAACGCGUCAUGCCCAUCUUCUGAACCAUCAAAACGGCCGCCGACGGCGCGAUGUACGCCGUCGGCGCGACCGAUAAGCUGCAAGGCACCGGCGUGUGGAGCUUCAUCAAGGCUGAGCGCGACUCCGGCGCGAACAAGGCGGCGAAUAAGACGAAGCGACCGGAGCAAAAGAAGAAGACGCCGCAGCGCUUCCCCGGGGGGAAGUGA